AGGGUGGGGGGGGGGUGUACCAAAAAUCUACAAUAAGGAGAGAGAUACUGAACUAGACUGGUUUGCGUUUCCCCCGAAAGCCCGCUUUCAAUUCGGUUUUUGGAAGGUGCACAGUUAAGAUCCGUUAAUCCGGAUUGGAGAGACACACUUUAACCAACUAUUAUGUUGUACUCACGACUAAGGUGGUAAAACUAGAACUCUGGAUCCCCGCUCCCACUCCCUUCAUUUCCAACUGAUGCAUGCGCCUUUGGAAUUCUGAUCCGGCUUAGCGACCUGCGAGGAUGGAUCCAGGGCGUGUGAGUUCUUGACUGAAUCAUUGAUGCGCAGCAGCAAGGUUCUCGGAGGAGCAGGGAAGAUUGUUGGAUUCAAAAUCAAAGCAAUAGACCUGAGUCAUCAUGCAGGAAAACCAUGGCAAUGUCUUCUCCUUGGGAGGUGGUGAGCGUGAAAGAAUCUACACAGGGGAGAAACCACAUUACUGCCCAAUCUAUGGGAAAAGCCUCAGUGACAAAUCAAGUCUCCUGAAUCACGAGAAGCCCGGCACUGCAGAGAGACGUUACAAGUGCUCCGAUUGUGGGAAAGGCUUCAAGAAAAGAUCAGCCCUCCUUACCCAUGACCGAACGCACACUGGAGAGAAACCAUAUAAGUGCUCUGAAUGUGGGAACAGCUUCAGUAAUAAAUCUAGCCUGACUCGGCAUAAGAGAAAACACACAGGUGAGAAACCCUUCAGUUGCUCCAUCUGUGGGAAGAGGUUCAGCCAGAGUUCAAGCCUGAUCAGACACAUGAGAAACCACACGGGCCUGAGGCCGUACAGGUGCUCCGACUGUGGGAAGAGCUUCAAGCAGAGCUCCAGCCUCCUAGUCCAUGGGAGAACCCACACCGGCGAGACCCCCUAUAGCUGCUCCAUCUGUGGGAAACGCUUUUCUCAGAGCUCAAACCUUGUGAAACAUGAGAGAAUCCAUACUGGAGAAAAGCCCUACCGGUGUUCGGAUUGUGGCAACACCUUCAGUAACAAAUCUAGCCUGACUAGACAUAAGAGAAACCACACUGGACAGAAACCGUAUAAAUGCUCCCAGUGCGGUAAGAAAUUCAAGCAGAGUUCAGGCCUUCUGAAGCACGAGCGAAUCCAUAUACGGCCAGACCUGUCGCAACACUCUGAAUCUUUUGCCAGGAUUCAUCAAAAUUCCAGCCUGACUCCUCAUGAGCGAAGCCUUCCUGGGGACACUGUAGAAAUACUUGCUCCAAUGAUGCCACAUCUGAAAAUUCUGGGAGUAAAAAAUGGUGGCCUCCAAAAUGAAGUUCACUGUUGCGGCAGACUGUGUUUUUAAAAGGAGAAAAAGAAAUAAGUGAGUAAUGGAAAAAUAAGUGUUUCAUUACUUGUUCGUUAUUAUCAUUUGUGCUGGGAUGAAUGAAAGCAAGUAGUUCUAAGUCGAACUAGUGGACCCUAUUUUCUGCUGCUUUUAACAUGAGCAGUAGAACUUAUAAGUGUGAACACCACUCACACAACUGCAAAAGUGGGGAGGAAGUCCCGCCCCAGUGCUGUCAUUCACCCCCUCCUGUCCAGCAAACACACUUACAGUGCCAUUUGUCUGAAGGUGGAUGUGCUGUAAGCAUGUUCAUGGGUGAUUCUGUGAUUGGCAACCUGAAUUGAUCCAAGUUGCCAGUCAUGGAAUCUCCAGGGAACAUGGUUACGGUGCUUCUCCCUUCAGACAAAUGGUGCUGUAACCAUAUACGCCCAGCAGGAGGAGGUGAGUGACAGUGGCAGGGCAGGACUUCCUCCCCACCUUUUCAGUUAUAAGCGUGACCGCCUGUGGUGCUCUUAACAUCUGAAGAGGGCUAUGGUGACUCUUACCUGAACCCCUCCGAUGUGAAUUUGGUUUGUAUCCAACUUUCAGCACAUGGAUUACAAAGGAAUGUUGUCUAUACUUUGAAUGGCUGCCAUCUUGAAACAAUAUGGCAAAAAAAAAAAAAGCCCUCAUCAGGAUCCCAUAGAUCCCUCCCAUGUGCUUUGAAUUUGUUUUGGACUGUGAACAUGGUGUUAGAGGGUGGCACAAUAUGGACAUGCACACAGAUUUGGUGAUCUGAAAACCCCUCUUCCCUUCAGCAAGUAGACUACAAAUUAAUUGACCUGGGCCAUUUGGUUCAUGUCUUCAUUUUUUCUAAAGCAAAGUACACUCCUGUUUAUGACAUCUCGCAUGAAAGAAGGUCAAUGGUUUCAUCCUAGAAGACCUUUUUAAGUGCUGCAUUUGUAGGAGAAGCAGGUCUGCACAAUUUGUUUCAGCCAAACAUGACUCCACACACAACCAAACAGCAUGGCCUACCUGCCACUUGACGACCCCCUUGUAUUUGUAGUGAAAGGUAAAGUUGUGCUGUCAAGUUGGUGUCGACUCCUGAUGACCACAGAGCCCUGUGGUUUUCUUUGGUAGAGUACAGGAGGGGUUUACCAUUGCCACCUUCUGCGCAGUGUGAGAUGAUGCCGUUCAGCAUCUUCCUAUAUCAGUUUAGGAAGCAGCUGAUGGAUCAUCAUCUGUGAAUGGUUAUGGCCAGCUUGGUGGGUUACAAGUCUUUGCCUCACAAGCAGGCCUAGUGAGGACAGAUUCAGAGUUAAACUCUUUGGUACUUUUCUCUUUUCUUGGGAGAAAGAUUUAAGUAAUAGUGUGACUACCAAGCCUUAUUAAACAGAGAAUUUGCAUCAGUGAUGUAGAGAAGAGAGAGCUCAGACCUAUCGUAGAUAACAUGCUCCAUGCCAGAGAGAAGACUCAAAAUGCUCAGGCCGAGAAAUGUGUUGUCAUGCAUCACUAGAAUAAAUAUCCUAUUAAAUAUUGUUAGUUUUGCCUCAGGAAUACUAGCAGCCGUUGUCUGUGUCCAUAAACUUAAGACUAUCACUGCCUAUCCUGGGGAGUCCUUCCACACUGAUCGUAAAUGAAAGUUGGAAAUGAAUGGCCACAGGUAAAUAUUUUCUUACAUGCAUUUUAUGAGGAUAGUCAUUGUUGGGCAGCUGCCAAAGGUCCUCAUCAGGAUCCACUUCUGAUGCCUGAGACUACAGCUGUGCCCAUAGCCCCCAGGUGGUUCUGUGGGCUCUAGUGACCCACUCAUGGUGGAUAGUAGGGGGCCCAUGGUGGUGAAUAAAGGGGUCUCAUAGUAGGGGGCCUAUGGUGGACAGUUGAAUAAAGGCCUCAGGGCCUACAUAGGGUUGGUUUGGCAUCACUAGGUGGCUGUAGAAGGCCCAAGUGUCUCAGAAGGGCCUGUGGCUGACCCCAGAAGCCACACCUCUACUCAUCAUCACCACCUCCUGGAACAUACGAAGCUGCCAUAUACUAAGUCAGACCAUAGGUCCAUCUCGCUCAGUACUGUCUAUACAGACUGGCAGCGGCUUCUCCAAGGUUGCAGGCAGGAAUCUCUCUCAGCCCUAUCUUGGAGAUGCUGCCAGGGAGGGAAUUUGGAACCUAAAUGCUCUUUCCAGAGUGGCUCCAUCCCCUAAGGGGAAUAUCUUACAGUGCUCUCACAUCAAGUCUCCCUUUCAUAUGUUACCAGGGUGGACCCUGCUUAGCUAAGGGGACAAGUCAUGCUUGCUACCACAAGACCAGCUCUCCUUGUAGUGGAGCAGCUUUCCUAUGGCCCACUCAAUUUGCAGGGAGUCCAUGGAGGGAAGGUUUCUGUGAGUCCCCUGAAUCCUGGAGUCCGCCUGAGUGGAAUCCUAUGCACUUGCUUGGGAGAAAGCUGUAUUGAAUUUAAUGGGAUUCCUCCUGAGUAAACAUAUAUAGGACUGGGCUGCACCAGUCUUUUUCUUAAUCACUGUAUCAUAAUCCCUAUCCUAUUCUAGAGGAGACCUUAUUUUUAAGCUCAAAUGUCAGUUUAAAAAAAUGAUUUUACCAUUCUGUGUUCUUGUAUCAGGUGGUCCAGUGGACAGGGCUCUGCCUUUGGGUAUGAGAGUACAGGGUCCAAACCCUGCCACAGUGUAGCCUUGCUGUGUGCAAGCCAGCCACCAUUCUCUGUCUAGUAAAUGGGACCUCCCCUGGCCUACCUCACAGGGUUGUUGUGAGGUUGAACAUUAAUAAAGACUGUACCCGUUUCA
Hemicordylus capensis (graceful crag lizard) is the source of this 4072-nucleotide messenger RNA. Its product is annotated as zinc finger protein 239-like. Gene Ontology annotation, biological process: regulation of transcription by RNA polymerase II. The record is from RefSeq and is a predicted model, not a curated record. Gene Ontology annotation, molecular function: DNA-binding transcription factor activity; RNA polymerase II cis-regulatory region sequence-specific DNA binding. The coding region runs from base 396 to 1325 and encodes 309 amino acids. The transcript has 4 exons. Lineage: Eukaryota; Metazoa; Chordata; Lepidosauria; Squamata; Cordylidae.